ACUGUACCGGUUGGAUAGCCUUGCACAGCCCUUGAUGAUUGCGUUUCAGUCGUUGUUGUUACUGGUUAGCUGUGAAUAAGAGACACUAUUCUAUUUAGGCAUUGAAAAUUCAUAUCUAGCCAUCCCGUGUGCGUUUUAACAUUGAAGUGUGUGGUUUUUAUCGGUGGCAAAUAUGAACAAGAUGUAUGGGCUGUGUAUCCGCGCUGUUCGUCAAACUGCACGACCAAAAUCAUUCAGGCUGCUUCAACGUAGAGCCUUCAGGUUGUCUUCUGCUGAUUCAACACUGGAGAAACCACAAUUCCCUGGAGCCUCUGCAGAGUUUGUGGACCAUCUUGAGUUCAUCCAGCCCAAUGUCAUCUCUGGGAUCCCCGUAUACAGAGUGAUGGACCGCCAGGGCAAUAUUAUCAACCCCUCUCAAGAUCCUCAACUUCCAAAAGAGACAGUUUUAAAUUUUUACCAGAAGAUGACAAUGCUGAACACAAUGGAUCGGAUUCUUUAUGAAUCUCAGAGACAGGGUCGCAUCUCUUUUUAUAUGACCAACUACGGUGAAGAAGGGACACACAUUGGAAGUGCUGCUGCUCUUGAUCCAAAUGACAUAGUGUUUGGCCAGUACCGUGAAGCAGGAGUGCUGAUGUACCGUGGUUUUCCUUUGGAUCUCUUCAUGGCUCAGUGCUAUGCAAAUGCGGAUGACCUGGGUAAGGGCCGUCAGAUGCCCGUUCACUACGGCAGCAAAGACCUAAACUUUGUUACCAUCUCUUCACCCCUGGCUACACAGAUUCCCCAGGCGGCUGGAGCAGCUUAUGCCGUUAAGAGAGAAAACAUCAAUCGUGCUGUGAUCUGUUACUUUGGAGAGGGGGCAGCUAGUGAAGGAGAUGCACAUGCUGGUUUUAACUUCUCUGCCACUCUUGAAUGCCCCUUGAUAUUCUUCUGCCGCAACAAUGGCUAUGCAAUUUCCACCCCUACUAAUGAGCAGUAUAGGGGUGAUGGCAUUGCUGCACGAGGACCUGGUUAUGGAAUGUUGUCAAUUAGAGUGGAUGGAAAUGAUGUCUUUGCUGUAUACAAUGCCACCAAGGAAGCGCGGCGAAGGGCUGUAGCAGAAAACCAACCUUUUCUAAUUGAGGCAAUGACUUACAGAAUCGGUCACCACAGUACAAGUGAUGACAGCUCAGCAUAUCGUUCUGUGGAUGAGGUGAACUAUUGGGACAAGCAGGACCACCCCAUCUCUCGCCUCAGACACUACAUGACAGCUCGGGGCUGGUGGAGUGAAGAUGAUGAGAGGAGCUGGAGGAAACAGUCCCGUAAGACUGUGAUGGAGGCUUUUGAGAAGGCGGAGAGGCGUCUGAAGCCUAACCCUGAGCUACUUUUUACGGAUGUGUACAAGGAGAUGACCCCACAGCUGGACAAGCAGAGGGAGUCCCUGUGGAGACAUGUUCAGCAGUACAAAGAGCACUACCCUCUCGAUCUAUAUGAAAAAUAACUAACAGAUCAUUUUAAGUAACAAUGUAAUCCUCUAGUUGACUGUGACCUAGGUGAAGAAUUGCACAAAAUUGCAUAUAACUGUAAACAGAUUUGUAGUUUUGAUAUGGGAUUUAUUCUUCCUUUAUGCACAACUAAGACAACAAAGUAUGAAUGUGUGCAGUACUAUAAGUCACACAAAUGUUUUUGGUGCCUUUUAGUUACCGUAAACAGAAAAAAAAAGCAGACAUCACUUAAAUGCUGUUUGCCAAUUGCUAACUCUUAUUUUGAUCAUAAAGUGGUCAGGUUGUUCAAUUAAAAAACAUUUUGUGUAGAAAUGUGUCAUCUUAUGUUGUGUCCUUUAGUCCUUUUAUACAGUAUAUAUUGUACCUGUUAUAUGGGAGUGUGUAUACUGUUCUGAUAAACUGUACAACAUUUUUCUGUUACAUGUUUGAGGGAAAAAAAUAUAUAAACAUGACAUGGUAA
This is a messenger RNA of Periophthalmus magnuspinnatus, 1941 nucleotides long. RefSeq names its product branched chain keto acid dehydrogenase E1 subunit alpha (gene bckdha). The transcript has 8 exons. NCBI's taxonomy places the organism in Eukaryota, Metazoa, Chordata, Actinopteri, Gobiiformes, Gobiidae. The coding region runs from base 173 to 1477 and encodes 434 amino acids. Gene Ontology annotation, molecular function: oxidoreductase activity, acting on the aldehyde or oxo group of donors, disulfide as acceptor. Gene Ontology annotation, biological process: branched-chain amino acid catabolic process. The record is from RefSeq and is a predicted model, not a curated record.